Molecule: messenger RNA, 5168 nt
Organism: Etheostoma cragini (Arkansas darter)
Lineage: Eukaryota; Metazoa; Chordata; Actinopteri; Perciformes; Percidae
Gene: snx27b
Product: sorting nexin 27b
Exons: 13
Coding region: 178-1884 (568 amino acids)
Biological process (GO): signal transduction; intracellular protein transport
Cellular component (GO): early endosome
Molecular function (GO): protein binding; phosphatidylinositol-3-phosphate binding
Source: RefSeq, a predicted model, not a curated record
UGACCCACAUGGAACGCAUCCUGUGGCGGUCUCGCGAAAUAUCGGACUCUGUCGGCUUCUUCCGAUGAUCUCGGUCAGUUAGCUAGCCAAGCUGACUAGCCUGCUACUACAAGCUAAUGUUUGCAGAAUAUUUAUUGUUAGCUAUAUUAGAGUGGAUGAUACAAAGAUUAUAAAAAAAUGUCGGACGUCGAGGGACAAGGAAUUUGUUCAUCGGUCCCUCCGUUGCCUCACCCUUCUUUUCGUAACGGCUCCGGUAGCAGUAACGUUACACCGGGCACCGGCGGCAGCUGCCAGACGGCAACCACCGUUACUUCAGGCCCACGGCUAGUUCGAAUAGUGAAGUCUGACUCGGGCUAUGGUUUCAAUGUUCGGGGACAAGUUAGUGAAGGCGGGCAACUACGGAGCAUUAACGGAGAACUGUACGCUCCCCUGCAGCAUGUUAGUGCUGUCCUACCGGGAGGUGCUGCCGACAGAGCCGGUAUUUCGAAGGGAGACAGGAUUCUUGAGGUUAAUGGUGUAAAUGUAGAGGGAGCGACCCACAAGCAGGUGGUGGACCUGAUCCGGGCUGGAGAGAGGGAGCUGGUGCUGGCCGUGCUUUCCGUCCCGCCCCAGGAGGCUGACUGCCUGGAUCCUGGAGACGACAUUUCAGCCCAGUCCUGCUAUGACUACUCCGACAAGCAGGCCGUCCCCAUCUCUGUGCCAAGUUACAAACACACAGAGCUCAACCAAGAAAAGUUUGUGGUAUUUAAUGUGUACAUGGCAGGCAGGCAGCUGUGCUCCAAGCGUUACCGUGAGUUUGUAAUCCUACACCAAAACCUGAAGAGGGAGUUUGCCAACUUCACCUUCCCCAAGCUGCCUGGGAAAUGGCCUUUUUCCUUGUCGGAGCAGCAGCUGGACGCACGACGCAGAGGCUUGGAAGAAUACUUGGAAAAAGUGUGCUCUGUACGGGUAAUUGGAGAAAGUGAGAUCAUGCAGGAGUUCCUUUCUGAAUCAGAUGAGAACUACAAUGGAGUGUCAGAUGUGGAGUUGAGAAUAGCCAUGCCCGACAAAACCACGCUCACCAUUAGAGUUCGCAAAAACUCUACUACAGACCAGGUCUACCAGGCUCUGGUUAUGAAACUAGGGAUGGAUAGCGUAACAGCCAGCUACUUUGCUCUGUUUGAAGUCAUCAACCACACCUUUGUGCGUAAGCUUGCCCCCAACGAGUUCCCCCACAAACUGUAUGUACAGAACUAUACCUCAGCCAUCCCAGGAACCUGCCUCACCCUGCGGAAGUGGCUCUUUACUACAGAAGAAGAGAUUCUGCUCAAUGACAACCAGCUUGCUGUUAACUACUUCUUUCACCAGGCAUUGGAUGAUGUGAAAAAAGGCUUCAUUAAAGCAGAACAAAAGUCCUACCAGCUGCAGAAGCUGGCUGAGCAGAAGAAGAUGUCCAUGUAUCUGAGUUUGUUAAGAGGUUGUGAGGGCUACAAUGAGAUCAUAUUCCCCCAUUGUUCCUGCGACUCCCGACGUAAAGGCCACGUCAUCACAGCCAUCAGCAUUCACCACUUCAAGUUGCACGCCUGCACCGAGGAAGGGACUCUCGAGAACCAGGUGAUUGCGUUUGACUGGGGGGAGAUGCAGAGGUGGGACACAGAUGAAGAGGGCAUGGCCUUUUGCUUUGAAUAUGCCCGAGGAGAGAAGAAACCACGCUGGGUCAAGAUAUUUACACCCUAUUUUAACUACAUGCAUGAGUGCUUCGAGAGAGUCUUCUGUGAGCUGAAGUGGAGGAAGGAGGUGGAAGAAGAGGCUACAGACAAGGACAAUAAGAACUGCAGUAAAGAUGGUAUGUGUGGCAAGAAUAUUUUCCAGCUGCUGAGGCACAGAAGGGAUGGAGGCACCUAGGAAGGGAGAUUGUUACCUCUUAACCAGACACAGUCAUCACCAACUCAGCUCAGUUCAGCCCUCAUUUAGCCCCAGACCGAGCAACACUCAGCUACUAACUACAUGGUCAUCAUUUACACUCCAUCAGCUACAACCAGAGAAGUUACCCCCCCGAUACAUGCAAACCAACAAGCACCUGCAAAUGAACAAAUCGAAGCAUAACACGCUACAGACACAUGAACCAGAACUCUUGAAUCCAGCCCACCAUAAUCAUUCAUUAAGCUGAGCUCUGUCAAGUCAUGGAUUGUUGCAAGCCUUCUUCUUAUUGGCAGGGACUUGAAGUGGAUUGUGACUUGUACAUGAGGAGGUUUUGAGCCUCGGAAGUAGUCCUACAGGGAAGAGAAAGCUGAAGUCUAAAAGGAAAUUGUUGGACUAACAAAGGGAAGUGAAAGCUGUUAGUGCUCGUAAUGGGGAACACAGAUAACACUGAUCAGUGAUGUUGAAGGUUGACCACAGAAGGUUUCUCCAUUUACGGAUCAGAGGAGCUCUGUCUUCUUUGUCUUUUUGGCCCAUUGUUAGCGUGUAAGUGUGUUUUUGCAUGUGAACUAUGCGUGCAGAAUUCAAGGGGCCAACCAGAGUGAGGUCCUCAGAAUCUAAGUCGCAGUCACUGUUUGCCAAUCAAUUUGCAUUGAUAAUGAAAAUUAGUAACAUUGUAGCGUUGUCUAUGAGAGAAGGGAGAGAGAAAGUGGAGGUGUUGUAGGAUUGAUAGAUACUUUUUGUCAUUCAGAGACACCGCUGUUAUGAUUUGAUACGAGCAGGAAACAAUGUUAAACUUUAUCCAACAGUAUUAACUCCUCCAAUUGUGUGAGAUCUAACUUAAGAAGAACGUAUUGGGCAUAAUACUGAAACUAGACUGUGCCUAGUUUACAUUCAUUUUUGACUACAGUAUGAUUAUGUACUGCAUCAUGAAUGCAACGUGCAAAGCCAUGCAAACUUAUAUGUAUUUAUAGUACUUUGUGAACACUCCAUGCAAAGUUUUUGAGGCCCAUUGUAGAGCAGCAGUGAUGUGGAGCACACAGUAUUUUGACCAUGCAUUACCCAUAAGGGACACCAGGGGUCCUUCUCCUCCUUUCUGCUGUCUUGCAGGCCCUGAUUACUUUGUUUCUGAGCGCUCCCAGAGGAUUUAUAAUAGGCCUGUAAUUCAAAUGGCCUUUCCACUUGGCAGCACUAUUUAUCUCUGUAGCUGGUACUACUGCACUCUAGAUUCAGGUUAAUUCAGAAGAGGGUUUGUUAGGGAAAUAAGGGCCGCUUGCACACUUCAUCAACAGAUGAAGAUGACUGUGUGUACAUUCACUAAAGGCUCUGUAGCAACUGAUCACAGAGCUGCAGUGUAAUGUCAUUCUGCAAUGUCCCUUUAAAUUAGCCUAGUUAAAGUUCUCAUUCCUAGAAUAUUGUUAUAAGGUAUAACAUAUUUAUCUGACGAUGCAAUAGUGACUUCAGGCUGACAUUAAACUACAUGCUGACAUUAAAUAUGAAUCAUUGUUUAGUGCAAUAUUCUGAUGUUAUUACCUUAUUCAUUAAAUCUAAAUAGCUUAAUUGCAUUAUCAACUCAUGUAGAAGGAUAUUUCUGAAGUUCUUACUUUAUCCAAAACAUAAUACAUAGUCAGUUGCUACUAGGUCUUACAUAAUGAGUCCUUUUAUUAGUGAUGGUUGAUUAUUAUCUUAAUAGUAAUAAGAAUAUUUUACCAAAUCAAUAUACAGCAGUAUAUUAUAAUAUGGCAAAUUUCUGCAAAAACACAUAAGAUAAUGAUGCUCAAAGCAAAGACCUGUGUUCCACUGCCAUGCGUUACAUGAGAUGAACCAGCCCUAACUGCUCUUUAGCUCUAAAUGAGAAAAUCAACAGUAUUCUUUAUUAUCAGGCAAGUAAAGAGUCAGACAUCAGUGGCUCUUUGCUAAGAGUGCUUGUUAUAAUGAUGGUGCUCUUCAAAGAAGCCAUUUUUGGGUGAUUAAUGAGCUUCAACAGACCUUAGUGAGUGUGUAAAAGGAGGCUUAAUUGAAUGUGUUAACCCUUGAAUUGAGAGAAUUGCAAUCCUUAAAGCUGAAUGCAUUUCCCAAGAUUGUUGUCUGUUUACUGGACCAUGUCUGAAGUGAUCGAUUGUAUGACGUUGUCUGAUCUCCCCAACAGGCUCAGCUCUUUCUCUCUCUCUCUCUCUCUCUCUCUCUCUCUCUCUCUCUCUCUCUCUUUCUCUUUCUCUCUGUCAUCCUGACUAAAGCAGUGGUUCUCAACCUAGGGGUUUAGACCCCCAAGGCGUUUGGGAGAUUUUUUCUGUGGGUUGCAAAAUAGUUGGAGAAAAAAACAUGAAAUACCAUUCUAGACUGGGGAAUGUUUUUUUACGUCACUGUGUGAGUUUGGUACAUUUCAUGUGUUAUAUUUAGAGCUUCAGUUGUAAAUCAGGAAGUCCUGGAACACAGAAACGGGUCUGUAGGCGGGUCAGGGGGAGAGAAAAAGUCACAAACGCAUCACAAGUUCACAGAGCCUGAUGUACAUUGGACAAGGCUAGGAGCAAGCUGAUAAAACUAAAUUGUCUUUAAAGCUGUAGCGUGUAGUAUCUGUCGCCCCGACGAGGAAUGUAAUGACAACAAAACUGUCUGUGCAUCCACAUGAUACAAGCCUUCCAUGACCACGCACAAACAUGAUGGACUCUUCAGAAUAAGUAAUUAUCUUCACUUGAGCUUCUGGGCGGUAAAGUCACCGGUCCACAAAAUAUUCAGAACAUAUACUGUGAAAUACAGAGAGAGUUGUGGAGCUGAUAGCCUUAAUUAGCGUUGUAGCUACUCAUUUGGCAAUGGCUUGAAUGUAACAGACUUUCACUAAUAUUAAAAGGUUACACACUAAAGCGUAAUUUAAUCAGAACAUUUACAAAAAUCCCUCAAAAUCAGCAGGGGGAGGUGUGUAGAAACAGCUGUUCACACCCAUUUGCAGCUCUUGAGGGGGGCAGGGGUCGCAAAUACCAAACUUAUUAUUCUGGGGGGUCUUGACUCGAAAAGGUUGAGAACCACAGGACUAAAGUUUAGUGUCACUAAUAUUUAUUUCAUUAAGAUACUAUGUUAAAUUCAGCAUCUCUGUUUUUUCACCUGAUAUGGUUUGGCUUUCAAAGAGUGAUGCUAAGAAGAGGAUGGAGCUUGACAACCUGCAGAUUCUUUGACAUGUUGAAGUGUAAAAAGACUAAGUGUUUGGUUACGUCACUUACUGUAAUAAAUUGUAACAUAUUCUUUUAAAUAAACUGAUUUAUUGAUGCUAAGUU